GGUCUAGAUCCCAGUUACUGUUUACUCUUUCUUAGGAGAUAAUAUGGAAUCCUCAACGUGUUUGAAAGCAGAUAUGCCCACCAAGACUGAGUCAUCGCUUUCUAGCGUGGCUACUAGCGCCGAUAUCAGCAUCACCUGUGAUCCAGAAACCGCACCCAGCACCGAUAUUCCUCCCCUGGACACAUCCCCACGCGGCUGGCUCACCGUCGUCGGCGGAUUCACUUGUUCUUUCGCAUCCUUUGGCUGGGCGACCUCCAUCGGUGUCUUCCAGGCAUACUACUCCACACACCAACUACACGCCUACACCGCGAGCGCCAUCGGCUGGAUCCCUUCCGUCGAGACCGCCUUCCUCUUCCUCGGCGUAUGCGUCUUCGGCGCCCUCUUUGACUAUCUCGGCCCUACGGUGCUUCUCAUCGUCGGCACGGUGCUCCAUGUCGGCGGCUUACUGGGUCUCGCGAACUCAAAGACGUAUACCCAGAUCUUCGUCACCCAAAGCGUCGUGAGCGCCGCUGGCACGGGGGCUAUCUUCGUCGCGGGGGCGACGGCUGUGGGAACCUGGUUCCAUGCGAGACGUGGCCUGGCGCUGGGUCUCGUUAGCUCUGGGAGUGCUGUCGGCGCGGUCAUAGGGACAGCUACUAUCCCCAUCUUGUUUGAAAAAAUUGGGUUCUCCUGGACUAUUCGUGCUGUUGCGUUGACGUAUUUUGUCUUGAUGGGAGUGGCUAUCGCUACUAUCUCGCGCAGACCGCAGAUGGGCGCCGGCACCGCACCACCUCCUUUGCGUGUAUCCCAGCUUCUACCGGUCUCGCUUUUGAAAUCUGGCCCUGUUUUGGCGCUUGCUUUCGCGUGCUUCUUUUUCAACCUGGGAUUCUUCAUACCGUAUGAUUAUGUCGUGGUCGAGGCACGAGACGCUGGUGCUACGCAACAAUCAGCUAACAAUUUGCUCGUUAUCUUGAGUGCUACGAGGUACGUCCCCUGGUAUAUCCACGAUUUUGGUGUCACGAUGAGGGAUUGUCAUCAGGACUGAUUUUAUCAAAUAGUACCGUGGGCCGCGUCAUGCCUGGGUGGCUGGGUGAUCG
Molecule: messenger RNA, 1076 nt
Organism: Xylaria bambusicola
Lineage: Eukaryota; Fungi; Ascomycota; Sordariomycetes; Xylariales; Xylariaceae
Product: major facilitator superfamily domain-containing protein
Exons: 1
Coding region: 44-1024 (326 amino acids)
Biological process (GO): transmembrane transport
Cellular component (GO): fungal-type vacuole membrane
Molecular function (GO): transmembrane transporter activity
Source: RefSeq, a predicted model, not a curated record